AUGAAUGUCUAGAGACUAUAGGUAAAAAAGAAUCUAAAUAUAUAAAUGUCAAUAGGAUAAGGAGCUCAUGCAGUAGUUAACACAGCAAGGAAGAAAGGCACAAAUGAAAUUUACACAGUUGAAAUAGUACGAUCUGGAGAUUAGGAAAUAUAAAAUAAGGUUAGGAGAGCCUUCUAUAAUACUUUAUGUCUAAGACAUUAGAAUAUUGCUUAGAAUAUUGAAUUAUAUAUUAAUGAGAAAAGUAAAACCUCCUAUUUAGAGAGUAUUGUGAUUUUUCUAGUUUGGAUAGUAUUAUUAAAAAGCGUCCUUUAAAAUCAAAAGAGAUCAAAGUAAUAAUCAAAUAAUUAUUAUUGGAAAUCUAACAUUCUCAUUUUAAAGGCAUUUGUCAUAGAGAUCUUAAACCAAAUAAUAUAUUUGUCUAUUUAUAAGAAAAUAUUACUCCACCUCAUGUGAAACUUGUAGAUUUUGGAGUCUCUCGAAGAUUCAUAUCUAUUCAAAAGAAGUUAAUUUUUGGGCUAUUGGAAUCAUUUGUUAUUAAUGUACUUUUUAAAGGCUUCCUCUGCAUUCUAAUCAAUUAUCAGAUUUUGUUGAUCUAAAUGGACAUUCAAAGAAUCUUUAAGUAUUUUAGAUAUAUCAUUUUCAAAUCUCAUAUUAUCUAUGUUAAAUCCGAAAUAAGAAAAUUGAAUAACUGUUGAUGAAGCUAUUCAACAUCCAUUUUUGAAAUUGGUACUACUUGUGAUGUUAUUGCAUUGAUAAAUAAAAAUAAUGUACAAAGAGAUAAUUGUGAAAGAUGUAGAUCAUUAGUAAAGAGUCUUAAAAUAAAGGAACAAUUGGAAGAUGUGAUCAAAAAAUUAUAAAAUAGUUCUAGUGUAAUUGAAAAUAUUAGUAUUAAUGAUCGAGGUAGAGAUUUUGUAAAUUUUCAUAUCAUCUAAAGACACACUGAUAAAUGUGGCUUAAUCUAAUUAAUGAAUUCAGUUAGAAGUAGUAAUGCCUUUAUGAGUAAAUUAUGAUCUAGAGAAAUUUUAGAUAGAAGUUGUGGUCUCUAAUUUUGUGGAUCAUCAAGUAUUUAUUGCUCUACAUAUUUUUUUAGAGAAAACAAUCCAUAAAGAUCCAUUUGGAGAUGUCUUUAAUAUAUAAAGCAGCAUAGAAAUGAAAGUAGAAUAACACAAUUAAAAUAAUGGAAUAUUAUCAUAAUUAGGAUCAUAGCUUAGAAGUUAUAUUGGCAUCUUAAAAACAGAAUUAAUUGUAAGAACAACAGCGUAACAAAAAGAGAGAAUCAUAAGUUAAUAGAAUGUUUAAAGAAUUAAAGAGGUGGAUGAAAUUACUGAACAUUAAUCUUGA
Paramecium sonneborni is the source of this 1341-nucleotide messenger RNA. The record is from the annotation of a GenBank genome assembly. NCBI's taxonomy places the organism in Eukaryota, Ciliophora, Oligohymenophorea, Peniculida, Parameciidae.